Molecule: messenger RNA, 2013 nt
Organism: Prunus dulcis (almond)
Lineage: Eukaryota; Viridiplantae; Streptophyta; Magnoliopsida; Rosales; Rosaceae
Product: AP2-like ethylene-responsive transcription factor TOE3
Exons: 10
Coding region: 345-1760 (471 amino acids)
Biological process (GO): regulation of DNA-templated transcription
Molecular function (GO): DNA binding; DNA-binding transcription factor activity
Source: RefSeq, a predicted model, not a curated record
UCUCUCUCUCUCUCUCUCUCUCUCUCUCUCUAACAACUUUAUUAACUUCUUCAUUUCGGUGGGUUUGCAUGAAUGAAGAGACUCACAAAGCCGGCCUCACUAUGAUUCGCUUACGCCGGCGCUUCCAGAACCAACUUCAAUUUCAACCACAUCUCCUCCUCUCUCAAUCCUUUUAACAAACACGUACAAAACAAAGCAAAGCUCUCGAAAUGAAGAUGCUUUUUCCACUCUCAUCAUUUUCUCUCACCAUUUUCCCACUGCCAUUGCUCUCUCUCUGAAUUCACGUCCCAAACACCGAACCCACCACGCCACCCAAACAAAGCCCAAAUCUUUACACAAAAGCAAUGCUAGAUCUCAACCUCAGCUUCGUCUGCAACGACGUCGUCUCCAGCUCCGACAACAACCUUCUUCACCUUCCCACUACCACCUCCCCAAUCCAGAGCUCAGCCAGCUUCAACUCCUCCUCCAACCUCACUGCCACCGGCGACGACGAAGACCUCAACUUCCUCUCCCCAAACGACGUCGCUGCAGACGACAACGCUCACUGUGAUGCUCGGACCAUCCAGCUCUUCCCGCUCGCGCAAUCCGUACGCUCUUCUUCUUCGUCGUCAUCGUCUUCGAGAAAGCAGUGGCUGGGACUAUCGUCCAAUUCCGGAUUGGAGGUGGAGCCGAGCUACUAUGCUCCUGCGGAGCAGAUCGUGCCCCUGCAGCAUAAAGUGAAGAAGAGCCGGAGAGGACCCAGGUCUCGGAGCUCUCAGUAUCGGGGCGUUACGUUCUAUCGGAGAACCGGGAGAUGGGAAUCUCAUAUUUGGGAUUGCGGGAAACAGGUGUACUUGGGAGGAUUUGACACUGCCCAUGCUGCAGCUAGGGCAUAUGAUCGAGCUGCGAUCAAGUUCCGUGGAACUGAAGCUGAUAUUAAUUUCAAUGUUAGUGAUUAUGAAGACGAUAUUAAGCAGAUGAGCAAUUUUACAAAGGAAGAGUUUGUGCAUAUCCUGCGUCGCCAGAGCACCGGAUUCUCUAGAGGAAGCUCAAAAUACAGGGGAGUCACGUUGCACAAAUGUGGCCGCUGGGAAGCUCGAAUGGGCCAGUUUCUGGGCAAGAAGUAUAUAUACCUGGGCCUAUUUGAUAGCGAGAUUGAAGCUGCAAGGGCAUAUGACAAGGCUGCCAUCAAAUGCAAUGGAAGAGAAGCAGUCACCAACUUUGAGCCAAACUCAUAUGAUGGUCAGAUAAUGUCUGAGGCCCACAAUGGAGGCAGUGACAAAAGUCUUGAUCUGAACUUGGGAAUUGCUCCCCCUUUGGUUUCUGAGCUCCAAAAGAACAACAGCAAUUUGAGCAGCUUCCCUGUUCAGCUAGGCUGCGAUGAUAUUCCUAUUCACAUGAGAACAAGGAAUGAGAACUGUGCUCCAGCACCUAUGAGGGCUCAACUGUCUCAUGGCUCAAUGGUGGCGUCUGAGGAGCCUCCUAUAAUGAGCAACAUAAAUUCCAGUUUCUUUCCCAUCCAAAUGGAAAGAGCAACGGAAAAGAGAAUGGAUGUUAACUCCUUUCCAAAUUGGGCAUGGCAACUCCAAGGCCUUAAUGGUGGAGCAACUCCAAUGCCACUCUUCUCUGCUGCAGCAUCAUCAGGAUUCCCUUCUUCAACAGCCACUUCACCACCAGCUGCUGUCACUCAACUUCAUUUUCCUAACACAACUAUUCUCCACCACCAUUUUUCACCAUCGACAGUCACCAACAACAUACCCGGUUUCUAUUGCAGAAGCUGAAAACCAGAACCAGAUAGGAUAUAAAGCACGACACAUUAGUAUUUUAGUGUUUUUAGUGUAGAAUGUAGUCACGGGACGAGUAGAAAAAGAUUGGUAAUGAAAUUUGUUUUGCUAUGAUCAUGUAAAGCUUAUGAAACUUGAGGAUCUUGGUCUAGAGGCAUGGAAAAAUUAGUUUUGCCUUCUUCUGACUUGUGGUCACAUUCUUUUGCAUGCCUCCUUCCUUUGAGGGGUGCUGAAAAGCAGGUGGACCAAA